Beta vulgaris subsp. vulgaris (sugar beet) is the source of this 1258-nucleotide messenger RNA. RefSeq lists its product as uncharacterized. The record is from RefSeq and is a predicted model, not a curated record. The coding region runs from base 70 to 888 and encodes 272 amino acids. Lineage: Eukaryota; Viridiplantae; Streptophyta; Magnoliopsida; Caryophyllales; Amaranthaceae. The transcript has 4 exons.
GAAUGCGUUGAUUAAAAAAAAAAAAGGAGUCGAAUGUAAGCUCCCGAAUCAGAGGUAAGACGACAAAGAAUGGCGCAAAUGAUAAUGUACACACACUUACUACUAAUGCCAUCCUAUUCCUCUCGCGCCACCACCUGCGUCGCUCCUCGACUCAUCGUUUCUCAAAACUAUCGAUGCGGCUUGCUUCGCCUCCCAUAUCAUCUGUCUGCCCAAUAUAUUCGUCAUCCCCUCUUCAGAAGCGCGCCUCCGUCGAAUACUUCUUUCGCCACCACGAAAAGCAUAGGAUCAUCUUUCGAAGAUAUUGCCAAUGAUACAUCGCCCACUCGUCUUGCUCAGAGAGAUCAGCCCAAUCAAGAAGUAGAAGAGAGUAUUCAAAUUUUGAAGAAAGCUGCAAAAACAAGGAAGGUUGACAAAGACAAAAUUCUAUCAGCUCUUUCUGUUAUUGAAAAGGCAAAACUGGACCCUUCGAAUUUUCUUGAAACGCUCGGAGGAAAUAGAUCACCCGGGAGGACCUGGAUGCUUAUAUUUACUGCUGAGAAAAACUUGAAGGGCGGACGAUAUUUUCCUAUAACUGCAGUCCAGAGAUUUGAUGCAGAGGGAAAGAGGAUUGAAAAUGGUGUGUAUCUUGGACAGCUAGGGAGUUUGAGUUUUGAAGGCAGAUUUUUAUGGAAGAAGAGAAUACUGGCAUUUGUUUUUGAGUGCAUUCGUAUAAAAAUCGGAUCUUUCAAUCCUUUACAGGUAAGCCUAGGAACUCAAGACAAUAGCGAGCCAGACACAAAAAAUCCUUUCUUCAUAUGGUUUUAUGUUGAUGAAGAGAUAGCCGUAGCCCGUGGAAGAAGUGGAGGAACAGCAUUUUGGUGCCGUUGUCGCCGAGUUACUAGUCCUUAGAUCUCCCUGAAGCUUCGCACCAAAGCUUUUGAAAUUCCAUGAUUUUGUUAAUGAUACUCUUCAACUUAAAUUAUUCCAUGCUAGAAAGAGCUCAUCGUACAGCUAGUAUGCAAUUGUAUAGUUUAUAUCAUGUAACUUGGCUUGGUGCACAAGGGUAUAUUUUUAAUGUGUAAAGUUGAAUAGUAAUCGGAGAAUAAGAUUGCCUUGCUUAGUUGGAGGUCUUCCCCCUCCAUCCUUGUGGGCAGGGGCGGAUCCAGGAUUUCGAAUUUGGUGGGGCACCAAAUUACAAAAGAAAAAUCAUAAUAUCAUAUUUUAAAACAAUGCAAUACUUUAAUUUUCACAACCUUAAUAAAUAAUAUUAAGUAUUCAA